AUCGAUUACGCAGCUGGCGGCCAUACUUGUUUUGAUAGGUCUGUUUUGAAAACAAAGAAGUAAAAGUGCAAACUUGAAGAUGGGCAAGAUAUUCCUCGAUCAUAUUGGAGGCACUCGCCUGUUCUCAUGUGCAGCGUGUGAUGUAAACCUUACUAAUCGUUCAGAGCUAAUCAGUACAAGAUUCACUGGAGCUACAGGCCGCGCAUUUCUAUUCCACAAAGUUGUCAACUUGGUAUACUCGGGAGUGCAGGACCGGGUGAUGCUGACUGGUCGGCACAUGGUGCGAGACGUCUCCUGCAAGAAUUGUUCCACCAAGCUCGGCUGGGUCUACGAGUUUGCUACUGAGGAGAACCAAAGAUACAAGGAAGGUCGCGUUAUCCUGGAGCGGGCGCUGGUCACGGAAAGCGACGGCAUAGAGGAAAUACAAGUGAACGACGAUUAGAUUUAUAUACUA
Molecule: messenger RNA, 454 nt
Organism: Cydia amplana
Lineage: Eukaryota; Metazoa; Arthropoda; Insecta; Lepidoptera; Tortricidae
Gene: Yippee
Product: protein yippee-like 5
Exons: 3
Coding region: 80-442 (120 amino acids)
Cellular component (GO): ubiquitin ligase complex
Source: RefSeq, a predicted model, not a curated record